GGUUGCUGUGGCGCCACGCCCCUGCGCCCGGGUCCGCGACCUUUAGGUACUCCGAGCUUUUUCUCCGCCGGAGUUGUUUUCGUUCCUUUGCCCGCCAUGCCGUUCCUAGAGCUGGACACGAAUUUGCCCGCCAACAGAGUGCCCGCGGGGCUGGAGAAACGGCUCUGUGCCGCCGCUGCCUCCAUCUUGGGCAAACCUGCGGACCGCGUGAACGUGACGAUGCGGCCGGGCUUGGCCAUGACGCUGAGCGGGUCCACCGAGCCCUGCGCGCAGUUGUCAGUCUCCUCUAUUGGCGUCGUGGGCACCGCCGAGGACAACCGCAGCCACAGCGCCCAUUUCUUUGAGUUUCUCACCAAGGAGCUAGCUCUGGACCAGGACCGAGUUAAAGUUUCCUCUUGGGUAAAAGAUAUUCUUGAGCCACGUCCAUGCCUCUGAGGAAGUAAGGGCGUGAGAAGCUUGAAAGGACACUGACCAGGAUACUUAUCCGCUUUUUCCCCCUGGAGCCCUGGCAGAUUGGCAAGAAAGGGACGGUUGUGACUUUUUUAUGAUUGGCAUGGAGGGAUCCCGGGCGUCUCUGAGCUGGCUGCCCCUUCCAGGGAGACCUCUUGGCGCAGAGUGAGGGCCUGGUGAUACCAGCUUCGGAUAAUCCUGCAUGCAACAUUCCUGAGAUCACAUAAUCCUCUUCUUCAUCUUUAUACGAAAUAAAUGAAGAGAGCUUCCUUGUUCAAA
This is a messenger RNA of Callithrix jacchus (white-tufted-ear marmoset), 729 nucleotides long. RefSeq names its product D-dopachrome decarboxylase. Gene Ontology annotation, molecular function: phenylpyruvate tautomerase activity. Lineage: Eukaryota; Metazoa; Chordata; Mammalia; Primates; Cebidae. The record is from RefSeq and is a predicted model, not a curated record.